Notothenia coriiceps (black rockcod) is the source of this 513-nucleotide messenger RNA. RefSeq names its product collagen alpha-1(XXVII) chain B-like. Gene Ontology annotation, molecular function: extracellular matrix structural constituent conferring tensile strength. Gene Ontology annotation, biological process: extracellular matrix organization. The transcript is spliced from 11 exons. The coding region runs from base 124 to 513 and encodes 129 amino acids. NCBI's taxonomy places the organism in Eukaryota, Metazoa, Chordata, Actinopteri, Perciformes, Nototheniidae. The record is from RefSeq and is a predicted model, not a curated record.
GGACAAAAAGGUCAUGGCGGUCCUUCUGGUCUUCCAGCUGAGCCUGGUGAACGGGGAGAUGAUGGAAGCCCCGGGGCCAAAGGCUAUCCUGGCAGGCAGGGUUUACCCGGGCCUGUAGGAACAAUGGGGCCAAAAGGAGUCAGGGGUCACAUUGGCAUCACUGGACUCUAUGGCUUUCCUGGUUCUGAUGGCGAGAGAGGAAUUCCUGGCGUUCAUGGGAAGAAGGGCAAGAUGGGUAGGCCGGGGUUUCCUGGUGACUUUGGAGAGAGGGGACCUCCUGGCCUUGAUGGGAACCCAGGUGACCUGGGGUCUCCUGGCCCAUGUGGAGUCCAUGGUCUCACUGGAGACAUGGGCCCAGAGGGCAUUAUCGGCUUUCCAGGGCCACCAGGACUGAAGGGAGUACCUGGAAACCCAGGGGAACCAGGACUGAAAGGUGAUAAGGGGGAUGUUGGCUUACCGGGGGAGCAAGGGGAGUACGGAUUCCAAGGGGACAAGAUGGCUUCAUAUGAUUAG